Octopus bimaculoides (California two-spot octopus) is the source of this 5053-nucleotide messenger RNA. RefSeq lists its product as uncharacterized. The record is from RefSeq and is a predicted model, not a curated record. Gene Ontology annotation, biological process: regulation of transcription by RNA polymerase II. Lineage: Eukaryota; Metazoa; Mollusca; Cephalopoda; Octopoda; Octopodidae. Gene Ontology annotation, molecular function: DNA-binding transcription factor activity, RNA polymerase II-specific; RNA polymerase II cis-regulatory region sequence-specific DNA binding.
CUCUGGAAGUGAAUCGGAUUUCUGCAAUCCACGCUUUUCUGAGGAUGGCCGAAAAGAAACUGUGAAAAGGAAAGAACUAAAGCGUACUUCUUCACAGCAGUACACUUGUACAGCAAGAGCGUUAAAAUAGAUCAUACUGUCCCGUGUAUAUAAUAUAAUGUUUAUAGGGUUAAAAUGAAGAAAAGUAAAGAACACGAUUUUAUUUUAACUGAUACAGGAACAAGUUAUUACAAUUCUAAAGCGGAACAUGUUUAAUCAUUUUCACAUCUCUUAUACUAAUUAACCAACUUAAAAUUGAUAUUGCACAGUAUUGUCGGAAUUUUCGAAGCCGAGUAAGAGGCCCGGUACUGUAUACAUAUGUGGAUAUUUUUAUAAGGGACACCGACUCGGAGUUUAUAUAUGAGAGAGUUAAGUUGAUAAUGAUUUUCUUUAAAGAUGCAACAAUACUUGUAAAAAUUAGACCAAUGUGACGAUAUUUAGAGUAUUGUAUCACUGUAACCAUUGUAUAGACUAGACUAUCGAAUGUUGUUAUAGAAGAGUCUCCUGUCAUAAACGAAAGAAAACCAGAUGAGACUGGAAUUAAAGAAUUUUGUUUACCUUGGAUGCAUCAACGAUAUUUGAUAUCUAUUAAAUAACGAAUGUGUAUUUAUACAGAACACAUACAACCCUGCUUACGUAAGUUAAUGGGAUAAUCGCUGUGAAAUAUUUCUGUGAUUGCUUAGCCUUUACUAGUAACGUUAAGAAGUGUACAAGAUUAUUUUAUUUUUUCUUCGAACUUUUGAUGACAAAACUAUUUGCAACAGUUUCAGACCAAAGUCCAUAGAACUAUGGCAGAAGAAAGGCUUUGUAUGGAAUGAACUCAAAAGGAAAAACAUUUAGUGCGGGUAUAGCUGUGUAGUUAAAAAGCUUGCUCUGCAACUAUGUAAUUUCAGGUUCAGUCCCACUGCACAGCACCUUGGGCAAGUCACUUCUACUAUAGCUCUGGGUCCACAGUAUCUUGUGAUUAAACUUGGCAGAUGAAAGCUGAGUAGAAGUCUGAAAUAUUGAUAUCUAUAUAUGUGUGUCUUUAUGUCUAUAUUUAUUUCCCAGGGCUUGAUAACUGUUGUUGGCCUGUUUCUUAAAUGUAAAUUUCCAUUGUGGCAAAAGAAAUUGAUAGAAUGAGUACUGGGGUCAGUCUGUUUCAUAAAAACUGUGCAAAGCAGUGUCCCAGCAUGGCCACACUCCAGUGACUGAAACAACUUAACAAUAAAAGUGAAAGAGACUGCGGUUAGAGAAGGAAAGUUAUAGGAAAUUGUGUGAGAACAACAUUAAUGUAAAACACCAUUUAAAAUGACGGAUUUUACUGGUGAGAUGUCUGAAGAUAUAGAAAAUGCAUCAGACCAGUGAUAUCUGUGGAAAGUCCUUUUCCCAAAAAGGUCAGCUCAGAGUUCACAAACGUAUUCAUGCAGGAGAGAAACUAUACCACUGUAUUAUAUGUGGUAAAUCGUUCUCUGAAAGAUGUAAAUUAACCAGACACAAACGAAUUCAUACAGGAGAGAAACCAUAUCAGUGUGACAUCUGUGGUAAAUCAUUCUAUUGCAAAAAUAGCCUAACUACUCACAAAUACAUUCAUACAGGAGAGAAACCAUUUCCCUGUGACAUUUGUGGUACAUCAUUCUCUCAAAGAGGACACUUAACUACUCACAAACGCAUCCAUACUGGAGAGAAACCAUAUGAUUGUGAUGUUUGUGGUAAGUCAUUCUCUCAAAAUGGUGAUUUAACUAAACACAAACGUAUUCAUGCAGUUGAGAAGCCAUAUAACUGUACUAUCUGUAGUAAGUCAUUCUCUCAAAAUGAUCAGCUAACAGCACACAAGCGCAUUCAUACAGGUGAGAGGCCAUGUAACUGUGAUGUUUGUGGUAAAUCAUUCUCUCAGACUCAUCACCUAACCAAACACAAGCGCAUUCAUACAGGGGAGAGGCCAUAUAUUUGUGAUAUCUGUGGUAAAUCAUUCUCUCAAAAUGAUCACCUAACCAAGCACAAACGCAUUCAUACAGGAGAGAAACCAUAUAACUGUGAUGUCUGUGGUAAAUCUUUCUCUCAAAGCCCUCAUCUAACCAAACACAAACGCAUUCAUACAGGAGAGAAGCCAUAUAACUGUGAUGUCUGUGGUAAAUCAUUCACUCAAAAUCAUGAUUUAACUAAACACAAGCGCAUUCAUACAGGAGAGAAGCCAUAUAAUUGUGAUAUCUGCAACAAAUCAUUCUCUCAUACAGCCAGCUUAACCACACAUAGACGCAUUCAUACAGGAGAGAAGCCAUAUCAUUGUGAUAUCUGUGGUAAAUCCUUCUCUGUACGAAUUAACCUAACCAGACACAAAUACAUUCACACUGGAGGGAAAUCAUAUCACAAAGCAUCUACAAGUCCUAAAGUUUGCCGGUGUUAUUGUAAAACACCAUCUAUAAUGAGUGAUUCUACUGGUGAGAUGUCCAAAGAUACAGAAAAUACAUCAUACCACUGUGAUAUCUGUGGAAAGUCCUUCUCUCAGAAAAGUAACCUCACAGUUCACAAACGUAUUCAUACAGGAGAGAAGCCAUAUCACUGUAUUAUAUGUGGUAAAUCGUUCUCGCAAAAAAGCAGCUUGGCUGCACACAAGUGCAGUCACACAGGAGAGAAACCAUAUCAUUGUGAUAUUUGUGGUAAAUCAUUCUCUGCAGGAACUGACCUAACCAGACACAAAUUCAUUCAUACUGGAGGGAAAUCAUAUCCCUGCAAUAUUUGCAGCAAAUCAUACUCUCAGAAUGCUAGCUUAAUUGCUCACAAACGUGUUCAUACAGGGGAGAAGCCAUAUGACUGUGAGAUCUGUGGUAAAUCAUUCACUCAAAACAGUACAUUAACUACACACAGGCGCAUUCAUACAGGAGAGAAACCAUAUCACUGUAUUAUAUGUGGUAAAUCAUUCUCUGAAAGAGGUAGCUUAGCUACACACAAACGCAUUCAUACAGGAGAGAAACCGUAUCACUGUGAUAUCUGUGGUAAAUCAUACUCUCAGAAUGGUCACUUAAUUGCACACAAACGUGUUCAUACAGGAGAGAAACCAUAUGACUGUGAUAUCUGUGGUAGAUCAUUUGCUCAAAAGUUUCAAUUAACUACACACACACACAUUCAUACAAGAGAAAAGCCAUAUCACUGUGAUAUCUGUGGUAAAUCAUUCUCUCAAAGAAGCACCCUAACCACACACAAACACAUUCAUACAGGAGAGAAGCCACAUCAUUGUGAUGUCUGUGGUAAAUCAUUCUCUCAAGUAGUUCAGUUAACUAGACAUAAACUUUCUCAUACAGGUGAGAAGUGAUGCCAGUGUAAUAUCUCUGCUCAAUCAUUUUCUCAGAAAGUUUGUCUCAUCACACAUCGACACAUUCCUACGGGAGAAGCCAUAUGACUGUGAUAUCCGUGGUAUAUAUACACAUGUAUAUAUACAUACUGAAGAGUAUCUGUAUCAAUAUCUAUCUGUAGCCUCUUCUUUAUCAUAUAAUAGUACCAACUAAUUCAUUCAUGUCACAUAUGAGAACUUAUUUGCCAAAAUGGUACCCUAUCAACUCUAUCCAUUACUCAUUUAUAAAGGAAUAUCUCAGUAUUGAGACUGUCUUCUCAUUGCUGUGAUGUAAUCCAUGUCUGAUUAAUUACUCAGCAUCUACAAGUUCUAUAGUCCAAGCUUUAAAGUAGUGCUUGCAUAAAUAUGAUAGUACAUUUACUAGUAAGCUUACUGGCCAUGUUGUGCUGGGUAAACAUUUCUGGAAUUGAUUUGCUUCUGGUUGAUGUGAAAAUGGCAAAUGAAGAGACACCCAGGAACAUUUAUAACCCAUAGAUCUAUGCAUGUGUUUUGUCAAAUGUGAAGCUUGGAGUAUCAACAGAGUGAAAUGUUACCUUUCAGUAAUGGAAUUAAAUCCUGCAACAUGUAUUGUGUAAUUAUUAUAGUUCAUACGUUUGACACAGUCCAAUGCAUUGUUGCCUGACUGGCUCCUCUGCCAGUGGCAUGUAAAAAACACCAUUCGAUCAUGGUCAUUGCUAGUGCUGCCUGACUGGCUCCUGUGCCAGUGGCACACAUAAAGAACCAUUUGAGCAUGGUUGAUGCCAGUACCAGUUGACUGGCCCUCGUGUCAGUGACAUGUAAAAAGCAUCCACUACACUCUUGGGGUGGUUGGCAUUAGGAAGGGCAUCCACCUGUAGAAACUUUGACAGAUCAGAUUGGAUCCUGGUGCAGCCUACUGGCUCACCAGCUCUCAGUCAAACCGUUCAACCCAUGCCAGCAUGGAAAGCAGACGUUAAACGACGAUGAUAAGUAAACAUAUGAUGGGGGAUAUAAUAGCAAUAACCAUGCGAUGAGAGGAAAUGGAUUUUAUUUUUGACAUUGAUAUAUGUAUUUUAACUGAACUGUUUAGAAAUAUCCCAAUUGUCUACAUGUAUAUAUAUACCUCCAGGAGUAUGUAGAAAAUAUGUUGUAGCCUGAAACACAAUCAAUCUCAAGUAACUGAAUGGACAGAAACAAAAACGAUAAUAAGACAUUUUGUUUGGUAAAUAGGAUUGUUGAAACUUGAGAAUAAAAAGAGUUUUGUUGUCAUCAGUGUGUUUUGCAAUGAUAUUCUGAUGAAGAGACAAAAACGUGACUGUUAUUCUCACAUCAUUUCUCCAUAACCCAAAAUUGUACCAAAAUGAUUCAAGUUUUUCCUGAUAUUUCAAAAGCAAAUAUAAGAAAAUGUGAAAAGGAAACCCAUGAAGGAUUAUGUGUAAAACCUGAGGAAUCGGAAGCUGAAGAAAUGAUAAGUGAGGGAAUUGAACGAGAACCAGCUCAGCAUAACAGACAGCAGAUGAGAAAAUGUGGUUUUGAAAGAAUUUUAUGAGUCCCCUAGAAAAUUUGAAAUUCAAAUUUAAACCAGCACUUUGUACAUGUUAUUGAGAUGUUCAAAAUGUUUAAUUCUUACAUGUAUUCACCUGAUGAAAACGUGUUUUUUUUUCAUGAUGUAACUCUUCUGUUCAUCAAUAAAAAAAUAUCUGAAACAGCUGUAGUGAACCACGA